AUGCUCGCCAUCAUGCUCUGUUUACGCAGCAAAGGCAAAUGCCCCAACUGUCGUAGCAUGCAGAAGAAGCUUGAGAAUUGGGAGUCUGGUAAACUGAAGCCAAUUACUCCAGCAGUGGUCAAGGAGCGGGAUGCACACAAUAGGUCGUCCUCACACAGCAAUGCUCCCUCCGAGUUAGAUGUCGAACUAGGUGGCGCACAUGAGACCGAUCAUGUGUGUGCCGCUGAAAAAGAGGCGCAGAAGAAGCCAUCAACGUGGCAAAAGGUAAAGAGCAAGGUCUUGCGCGACAACAAGCCUUCAGAUACGGCGGAGAAUCUGUAUGUCGAGACUGAAGCUAACCGCCCCUUCACUACCGUCGAGGGCGACACAGUUCACUACUAUUCGCCCCGCGUCUCCCCAGAAGCACCCAGGGUAGAGUACGAGCCUAAAACCCACCUCACCGUACCCGCAACCCAUCGCUUCUCAGGUUCCUCCUUCUACUCCCCCCCUACGGGCCUUCAGCGCACCAACGGCCGCUCAUCCCGCGUCUUCGCCGACGCCCCAGUGUCGGAGCCCAAGCGCUACUCCACCAACAGCAACCAAGAAAUUGUGCAUGCUCAAAACGCGCUUCAGUCAGAAGAGUACAAGCGCGCUGAGACGAUUAUGAAGCGCGGGACGGCUAGGGAUAGUAUUAUCCACCGCGCGACGAGUAUUGUUAAUUUGGUGGAUCAGCAGCUUAAUGUUGCGCGGCAUCCGUCGCUGUAUCCUGAGUUUCGUGGCGAGGAACCGGGGGAGCAGUAUGAGAUGACUGAGUGGCGGGAGAGGGGG
Bipolaris oryzae ATCC 44560 is the source of this 807-nucleotide messenger RNA. RefSeq lists its product as uncharacterized. The record is from RefSeq and is a predicted model, not a curated record. The transcript has a single exon. NCBI's taxonomy places the organism in Eukaryota, Fungi, Ascomycota, Dothideomycetes, Pleosporales, Pleosporaceae. The annotation marks the transcript as partial.